AUGGCCCCUGGGGAUGGCAGGAAGAAGCCAAGGAACUACUUUCGAUGUUCCCCUGUUGGCUUUGUCACUGGGCUGUCUACUGGUUUACUGGUGUCCUCUCUGGUUUGCUACUUUCUCUGCAGACCCCUCAGCAAGGUCCACUGUGAGCCAGAGAACAACAGAAUCAGGGAAAAACAGGGAGAAAGGAAGGAAGGAAUUCACACAGCCCAUCUCCUGCUCAACCACACAGGUUCCCGUCAGGACAACACCCUGCAGUGGCAAGGGGGUCCAUCCCUGGGCCGCUCUUUCAUCUAUGGCCUCACUUUGGUAAAGGGCUCCUUGCAGACCCAGCGAAGUGGCAUUUAUGGCAUCUAUGCCCAGGUGACUCUGGCCAAAUGCAUCCAGACCAGGGCUCAGAGCACUGAGCUUGAAGAGGUCAAGACCUCGACUUUGACCAUUGGCAUCCUUUCUGCCCAGGGCCGCCAUUCCAGCCUCCUCCGAAGACACUUCCAGGGCAGAUGUUCUCUGAGUGCCAGCCUCCAGGUGAACCUUAGCCACCAGGACACCCUCUAUGUCAACCUCACAUAUCCACUAGUUCCUUCACCCAAUGCCGAUGAGACUUUCUUUGGAGCCUCUUGGUUCUGUCCACCUCCUCCUGUGGAAUACUGA
Messenger RNA from Dromiciops gliroides (monito del monte), 648 nucleotides. It is a transcript of the gene CD70, whose product is annotated as CD70 molecule. Gene Ontology annotation, molecular function: tumor necrosis factor receptor binding. Bases 1 to 648 code for a protein of 215 amino acids. Gene Ontology annotation, cellular component: plasma membrane; extracellular exosome. Lineage: Eukaryota; Metazoa; Chordata; Mammalia; Microbiotheria; Microbiotheriidae. The record is from RefSeq and is a predicted model, not a curated record. The transcript has 3 exons. Gene Ontology annotation, biological process: tumor necrosis factor-mediated signaling pathway; immune response.